GACGGGUAAAGUACAGAGAAAAGGUUGAGCUUGUGCACCCAAAGAAGAAAAAAAAAAAAACGAUGCCUUUAUUAUCAGUCUCAUCGUCUACCACUCCCAUCGUCCCUCUAUCUCUGCCCCACAACCCCAACGAGUUUCCAUCUUUCCAUUCACAAACUGUUUCAAUCCCGUGCCAUCACGCUAAACCCAACAAGUUCUACCUCGUCCAGUGUCGGGCCGCGAAGUCCCAGACCGGCCCCGUGAAGAAGCGGCAGUCAUCGUCUGCGGCUUCCUCGAGUCCCGGUAAGAGGAAGAAGAAGAAGGGAAAAGGUCUGACCAGCAGUGACGGCACUGAGAUUGUGGAUGACUUCGUCUUGGGUGACGCUGACCGUGACGGUGAGCCGUCGGGGUUGAGUAAUGGUUACCAUCCCACGCCGUUGCCCAACCCGCCGGCAGGGUUUGUGGUGGACGAUCAGGGCAGGGUUGUAAUGGCUUCGAACAAGCGGCUUGCUACAAUCGUUGAUCCUACCAACAAUUUUCCCUUAGAAUGUGUGAUAAGGAGAGUGUUCAGAAGUUCAAGAGACGAGGAAUGUAUGCUUCUGUGCCCUGUCGACACGCCUGUUCAGAUAUUGAAGAGCACGAACGUGUAUGGAUGGUCUGCUGUAAACGAUGAAGAAGUUGAAUCUAUACUUCCUGCUGCUGCCUAUGCUCUGGCAAAAAUACACAUGCACUUGGUGUACAGUGGGUUCUGCUACACUGCCCGCGGAGGAUUUUGCUACUCAGAAGAUGAUAUAUUUGAUUUCCACACAGAUGAUGGGCAAGAUGUAGAUGGGUUACCCACGGAAGGAGUGGAGAUUACAUGCUUCCAUAUGGACGGUGCGCAUUACAUGAUAUAUACUCCAUCCAAUCCGCUUCUCUUUGUCGCUGUCAAGGAUCAAAACGGGCAAUUGCAGAUCGCAGAUGAUGAUCUAUUGGAGGACCCUGCCAUAAUAAGUGCUAUAGACGAGGAGACCGAGUUCAAUGCCUUGGUGGAGGAAGAAGACGCCCUCCUCGAAUCUUUGAUUAUGGGUGAAAGAUGAUUUAUUCUAUACCAAGCUGCAAGCAGAUUAAAUCUCGAAAGAGCUAUCUAUAUACAAGGGAAAGAAAGCCGACUUUGAAGCUGGCAAAGUUUUCGUUCAUCGUGAUGUACAUGUGUUACCUUUGUUUAAUCUUUUACUAUUCGGGCCUAAGUCGCUGAACUGUUUGCCGAGUUACUCCCCGAUCUUUUUUUUUAUCUUACUAUCAAUGCUGAAGUCGCUUGAAGUUAAAUCCAACCGUCCAAAAGGACUUUAUAGAGUGACUGUCAAUUUUUUGCCAAGUA
Messenger RNA from Punica granatum (pomegranate), 1339 nucleotides. NCBI's taxonomy places the organism in Eukaryota, Viridiplantae, Streptophyta, Magnoliopsida, Myrtales, Lythraceae. The record is from RefSeq and is a predicted model, not a curated record.